This is a messenger RNA of Engraulis encrasicolus (European anchovy), 542 nucleotides long. Its product is annotated as beta-microseminoprotein-like. Lineage: Eukaryota; Metazoa; Chordata; Actinopteri; Clupeiformes; Engraulidae. The transcript is spliced from 4 exons. The record is from RefSeq and is a predicted model, not a curated record. Bases 75 to 407 code for a protein of 110 amino acids.
ACCUGCUUUAAAAUCUCCUCUUCCCAGUUCCCAGUCAGUCAGAAGAUAAAGAAAGACAAGCUGAAUCUGCAAAUAUGCGUUGUCUAGCCCUUGCCCUCAUCCUGUGUUCUCUGGCAGCAUUCGCCAACGCUUAUUGCUAUAUGGGACCAAAGAGAGUUGGAGCCCAAGAACCGUGCCAAGAUGACACAGAUAAGGACUGGCAUGAGGUGGGCUCCUCGUGGACCAACAGCAAGUGCAUGGAGUGCUCCUGCACAGCUAUUGCAAUGGACUGCUGUGACCGUAUGGGGAGGCCUUCUGGAUUCCCUGAGGACUGUGAGGUGCUUCGCGACUGGAAGGAGUGCACUUUUGAAGUGGUGAAGAAAAACGAUCACAGCGUUCAGUGUCCCCAUGCGGCUGUUGGCAAAUGAGCUUGUGAAAAGUGAUAUACUGUAUGUGUCAAGCGUAACACUACACAUGUGUAAACAUUUGAUCAAGGCCAUUUGAAUAUGUUGGUUGUCAUUGUUAUUAAAAAGUAGUAAGCAAUAAGUGGCAACGCAAUAAAU